UUAAAUGUCAUUUUUAAAAUGCAGCAGUUGAUUAUUUCAAAGGGCCAAGGCAUCAGCACAAUACAAACUAAUGCAGAUUGAAAGGAAGCGUUCAUUCUAAACUUCAAUAAAAUUAGAUUUUUUCUUAUUAUACUUUAUGUGUAAUCUCCAAUAAUACAAUGUAUACGCCAAUUAAAAGACAAUGCAGCAAUGCCAUUAAUGAAAUGGCUUCACCGAGAACUCCAGAAACUCCUUUGAGUUUUAGCCGCGAACUGCGACAGGUGUUGCAAGAACGUAAUCUACUGACAGCAAAGACCAGGAACAAAGUUUGCUCAAUGUUGGCCGGAGGAUCGGGACGUUCACCCAUUAAUUCGCCCAAUACGGAAAUGGACAAAAGAAAAACAUUUCGUUUGCAGGCCAUACAUGAAAUAGUAACAUCCGAGAAAACAUACUUACAACAACUACAAUUACUUAUGGACUAUUUUGUAAAGCCUCUAAAGGAGCGAAAGAUCAUCGACGAAGCCAGCCACACCACUCUGUUCGGCCAAAUAGAAAUGAUACACAAUUUAAAUGGAGAAUUUCUUAGGGAACUCGAAUCAGAUAUGGAUAAUGUGGCCAAAGCCUUUCUCAAAAUGGCACCAUUUUUCAAACUGUAUUCCGUGUAUGCUUUCGAUUAUCGUCACGCCUUACUUGUACUGCAGGAGCUAACAUCGAAAAAUGCGGCAUUUCGUAAGUUCCUGGAAACCACAGAAUUCUGCCCAGAAGUCCAACGAAAACUAAAUUCAUUAAUGAUUGCCCCAAUACAGAGAGUUCCGAGGUAUAAACUGCUCUUGGAGCAGGUGCUACUCUACACAAGUCCUGCAGAUGCCGAUUUUAAGCUACUUAAAGAAUCGGUAAAGCAAAUUGAAAAUACCGUUUCGCAUAUUAAUACCUGUGUGGAGGACCAAGAGGUGACCCAAAUGCUAAUCAAUAUACAAAAUUCUUUGGUCAAUCGAACACCAAAUAUUGUCAAACCAUCACGCAAAGUAAUUAAAGAAGGAAUUCUGAACAAAGUUACACGGAAUGGAAACGAAAUUAAGCGUUACUGUGUCCUAACAUCAGACAUCUUUAUGUAUUGUAAAAUUCUCAAGGAGCGUGCCCCAAACACUGUUGUUGAGAAUUCCCUAGAAUGCUGUUGCAUAUUUCCGCUGAAGAAAUGCAAGGUCUAUGAGUUGUUGCCAGGAUCUUUUAAAAUAACAUGCCAAAGUGACGGCAUUAUAUUUUCUUCGAAUGACUUGCAACUAAGUCGAAUUUGGGUAGGUUUUAUACGUGAUGCCAUUGAUUUGCACAUACAAUGCCGGAAGACAUUGAGAAAGGAGAGUAGUAAGCGAACUCCCUUGCGAAAGAAGGAUGUGAAAAGUUUUGGCGAAGAUUAUAUGCUGAGUCCGAAACAAAAGAAAUCGGAAUUCGAUACCAUUUUUAGGAACAAAAAUCUUGACUCUGAAGAUGAAAUGGAAAAUUCGUUUACAGCUACCAAUUGCUUUGGUGGCAGCAAUAAACGUAAAACUGAAUCGUCACAUAGCUCUAAGGAGACCUCAAAUUUGCCUAACAACCAAUCAUCCGUGGCAAAAGCAACAAAACGCAAAUCAUCCGAGGAUCCUGACGAAGAAAAUAAUUCGAUAUUGCGAAAUAAGAAUGAGCAUCUAAUACACGCUACGAGUCCGGAAAAGAGAUUAUCAAAAUUAUAUAAAUUUAUAUCAAACGAUAAAAUGCGUGCCACGACGCGUGGUAUAUUAAAGAAAACACAAUCGCGUACAGCCAUUGCUCAUUCUAACAACGAAACAUCGUCAGGACUUAACACCCAGGAGCAGCAAGGAAAUCGCCUUUCCGAUAAUGACCCUACCUAUGGCUUUGCCAGUCGCUAUUCAGAUUCAAAGUCAUAUUUUAAAGCCCACAAUGUUGAUACCACUAUACCAAAUGCAAUGGUAAAACGUGAAGAUCUUCUCGGUGACGAAAUUCCUAUUGAGGGCGGAGGAAAUUUUCGCGAUAUUCUUUUUCCGCUAAGAGCUAGUAAUGGCAGCAAUAAAAGCCAUUGUGGAUCACCAACAAAUCUUAGAAACAAUUUUACAAAUAUUCAAAUUUCAUCACCACCUCAGAAGAAACGUGUCAAAUUUGAUGAUUCUUUGGAUGCUUUAUACGAACAACCAACGUUCGAAUUUCAAAGGGAUAUGGCCCAGGGAAAUUGUAAGACAUCAACUUCACUUCGUGAAAAAAUUUAUGAUUUUUUUGCUAAUUUAUUCUAAAAGAAAGAUGAUGAGGAGAGAUUAAUUUUAUUCUUAAGAAUCUCGUUUACCAUUAGCUAUUAUUUUGUAUGCAGUACUUAAAUAGGGGUACACAUUUUUAUUAAACUGCUUAUUAUGUUUGCAUCAUAUUUACAACUUAAGUAUUCAAACCUUGGACAUUAAGAGGAUACAAAUAAAAGAAUUAUACAUGAUAUAAAAAUAAAUAAUUAUAAGAGAGAAAAAUAC
Molecule: messenger RNA, 2486 nt
Organism: Musca domestica (house fly)
Lineage: Eukaryota; Metazoa; Arthropoda; Insecta; Diptera; Muscidae
Gene: RhoGEF4
Product: putative protein tag-52
Exons: 3
Coding region: 159-2261 (700 amino acids)
Cellular component (GO): cytoplasm
Molecular function (GO): guanyl-nucleotide exchange factor activity
Source: RefSeq, a predicted model, not a curated record